UUUCAGACCAGACUCCAUCUGACUGUGAGACACUGCUUGCGGAAUUGUUACGUGCACAUCCUCCUGCUGCCACUGGAUCAUUGCUCAGUUGAGGGCUUGUGGAUGUCCCUGAACUCGCUGGAUAACUGAAAUCAGCAAGUGACUUUGUGAGGUUAGGCUCUGAGGGCAGUUUCUGCCUCUCUGUCAACACUUCGUCUCGUCUGUCAUGGCAGCCUCAUGGAUCAGCCGCCAGCUCACUCUCUCCUUACAGAAAAACUUGUGGCUCAGUGCUCCAGGAUGCAGAUAUGUCAGCAAGGCAGCAGCUAAAGCUCAGAUGGAGUUUGACUAUGAUGGACCUUCCAUGAAAACUGCAGUCCCUGGACCACGAUCACAAGAGCUGACAAAACAACUGGGAGACAUCCAGAAUGUUGGUGCAGUCAACUUCUUCUGUAACUAUGAGGAGAGCAGAGGGAACUACCUGGUGGAUGUGGACGGCAACCGCAUGCUGGAUAUCUACACUCAGAUCUCCUCCAUCCCAAUUGGCUACAACCAUCCUGCUCUCCUCAAACUGAUGACCAAUCCCAAUAAUCUGAGUACUUUUGUGAACCGACCUGCCCUGGGAAUCCUGCCACCUGAGAACUUUCCAGACAAAAUCGCUGAAAGUCUUCUCUCAGUGGCUCCUAGUGGAAUGACUCGUGUUCAGACAAUGGCCUGUGGCUCUUGCUCCAAUGAGAAUGCUUACAAAGCAAUGUUUAUCUGGUACAGAAAUAAGGAACGAGGCUACAAGACACCAUCUGAUGAAGACCACAGCACCUGCAUGAUAAACCAGGCCCCAGGUUGUCCAGACCUCAGUAUUUUGUCUUUCAUGGGAGCUUUCCAUGGAAGAACAAUGGGUUGCUUGGCCACAACACACUCCAAAGUAAUCCAUAAGCUGGAUGUGCCAUCAUUUGACUGGCCAAUUGCCCCAUUUCCUAAACUGCAGUACCCACUGGAGGAGUUUACUAGAGAGAAUGCCCUGGAAGAGGCUCGUUGUCUGGAGGAGGUGGAGGAUCUGAUUGUGAAGUGGAGGCAGAAGGGGAAGCCUGUGGCAGGGAUUGUAAUUGAACCAAUUCAGGCUGAAGGCGGAGACAACCAUGCCUCUCCAGACUUCUUCAGAAGGCUCCGCGACAUUGCACGCAAGCAUGGCUGUGCUUUUCAUGUGGAUGAAGUCCAGACUGGUGGGGGUGGCACAGGAAAGUUUUGGGCCCAUGAGCACUGGGGCAUGGAUGACCCUGCAGACAUUGUCUCCUUCAGCAAGAAGCUUCUGACUGGUGGCUACUACCACAAGGAUGAACUGCAGGCAGAUAAGCCAUACCGCAUCUUUAACACAUGGAUGGGUGACCCAUCAAAGAACUUGUUCCUGUCUGAGGUUCUCAAUGUGAUUCGUAGAGAAAACCUUCUGGAGGAGGUGACCCGUUCAGGGAAAGCCUUGCUAAAUGGCCUUUAUGAGCUACAGGCUCAGUACCCCGGCAUAUUGAGCCGAGCUCGAGGACAGGGGACCUUCUGUGCCAUUGACAUCUGUGAUGGUGCAACACGUGAUACGAUCCUGGUCAAGGCCAGAGACAAAGGUGUCCUCCUUGGGGGAUGUGGGGAUCGAUCAAUCCGUUUCCGUCCAGCGCUUGUUUUCAAGGAGUACCAUGUUCAUCUCUUGCUCAACAUCUUUAAUGAUGUGUUGGCCAACCACAAAUAAAUUCUGAUCCUGAAGAAAUAUGACUAAAACAGGCUAAGCCUGAGUUAAUCCAGAAUGCAAGGAAAGGAAUUCUAGACAGUCUUUAUGUCAUGAUAAGCACAAUCUACACAAUCACAUAUUCUAUCAAACCUCUGUUUCCAGAUUUAUACCCAGUUAUAUUAGUCAAUAUUUGCCAUCUCCUUAUCCAGAAAUCACGACAAUUUCUCUUACUUGUGCAUCCACAAAGAUGUACCCAGAAAACCAUUCAAAGCAGGUACAGUAGCUGAGACUUAUUACAAUGUUCAUGUUUCUGGAAAAUAAAUCUGUUGGAAUAACUCCAGUAUUGUUCAACUGUUCCCAUCAUGUCAGUAAGUCUAGCACGCCCUUUACUGUCCCCAUCAACAUCAACAGUCAUUUCAGAAAACAGGCUUAGCCAAAGUCUGUAUGUUGACAGUCUCGUUUUCCAAAAUGUAGCAUUUCAAAAUUCAGUGUGAGUUGUCAUUUAACUUCACAGAUUUCUGUGGUAGCAGUUCUUGACUGAACAAAUGCUGGUCUAAGAGGUAUUUCUGUAACUCAACUUAAAGCAAUCUGUAAAGCUAUAUUCAUUGCAUCAUUUUUGUGGCACUUUUUCAGUUGUCAAUUUUCUGAUUCUGGUAUAUAAAGAUGACGUAUCCAUUCUUUAUCUGGCCUACAAAACUCGGGAUGGUUUGGAUGUUUUUCCAUGUAGGAAUAGUAACCAUCAAAGUGCACAACUUCUGACUUUUUGGAAUCUUUGAAUAAGUCUGAGAUGUAUGAGAUUUAAAGGUCUGGAACCUGGCUAAACAUUUAAGUCUGUUCACUUUAACAGAUACCACAAAAAUCGAUACAUUUAAAUAAUAUAGUUAAUAUCCAAACCCCUAAUGAAGCUUUACUAAUGGCUCAGAACAAAAUGUUAAAUGCAGCUUCUUUUCCUACUCAUUUGCUGACAUUAUCUCAUCUCUGCCUGACUCACAGUCACUGUGAUCUUAGUUUGUUGUACGAAGGCCAGCAGUCAUCCUGGAUACAGAAUUCUGUGUCAGUGUUAGUGAUGAUGCUAUAUAUGAACACACAAUAAAACUAAUAUCUCAGCUUGCAUGUCAUUUAAUGCUGUCCAUUAGAAUUGUCCAUGUUGAGAUAAUGACUGUUGUGUUGCUCUAAAUAGAAAUUAAUUUUCAGCUUGAAAUGUUGUAGCCCAGAAAAAUGGUAAUCAGAUUUUCUUUCUUGGAAAUUCAUUUACUUUUCAUUUUCAGGUCUCACUUUUUUUUGUUGUGAAUUUUUAAUUGGCUUUAGAUUCUCAGAACUGUUUCACUGUCAUCAAAAAGGCCUCUUCAGUUCAGAGUGAUUGCUUUUAGUCAUGUGGUAUACCAUGACCUGGAUGUCUAACGAUAUUUGCUGACAGAGUCAGCAGUUAAUAACAACUAAAAGAUUACAAGUCAGGCUUGUUACUAGUUACUCUUUGGGUUUGUCUUAUCCACUUAAAACACUUCACAUUGUGCAGAUUUAGUGGAUGUUUCUCUCUCCACAAUGGCAACAAUGGGCAAAAAUGAGAAUGAGCCCAUUUCAGACUCAAAAAUAAACUUCGGUAAGUUACAUAAAGGUUAGAUAUGUGAUCUAAAGUGAUGAACAGGCAACUCGCUGAGUUUUUCCAGGGUACAUGAGGAGGGUGAGACAGACCCAAACAAAGCUAACUGUCGCAAAAUGGCCGACCUUGAGCUUUAAGCACAGGUUAGUCAAACAGGGUGGUCCAUAAAUACGUUAGAUAAUGGAUAAUGUAAACCUGCAGUAUAGUCUCAAACAACUUUACAGGAAAAUACUUGAAUUUUGAGUUUGUAAAUCUGCUUAAGCUGAUUUAAUAUAACAGUUGAGACCUUCAAUAGUGUCUGUGAAUGUUCCAUGGAGAUUUUUCAGAUUCAUAAAUUGUGUUACUACAUUACUACAUUAUUUUUUAUUGUUACCAAUGCAAACUAUAUAUAUAUAUAUAUAUAUAUAUAUAUAUAUAUAUAUAUAUAUAUAUAUAUAUAUAUAUAUAUAUAUAUAUAUAUAUAUAUAUAUAUAUAUAUAUAUAUAUAUAUGUAUUUGUUCCCAGGGUUAGUUUGUCUUGUAUGACUUAAUAUUGAACAUAAAUUUUAAUGAACAUGUAAUGAAGCAAGCAGGGAGGGGUUGGUUGGCUGUUGCAUGUUGCAGAUAUUGUGCAAUUGUGAUGAUGACAACAGUCCCUGUCUCCAUGUUGUCGGUCAGUAUUACAUUGAGUAUCUGUAAUAAUUUUCUUUAAAAGAAUUUUGAUAUUAACUACUUGCUCUUGUGGUCUGAGAUAAAUGACUAUUGAUGUAAUAAUGUUAGAUUGCUCUAACUGUUGUCUGUAAAACAGUCCUUCCAUGUAAUGUGAUAAAUAAAGAUUUGAGUAACUUUGUAGAA
Amphiprion ocellaris (clown anemonefish) is the source of this 4120-nucleotide messenger RNA. RefSeq names its product 4-aminobutyrate aminotransferase (gene abat). Gene Ontology annotation, cellular component: mitochondrion. NCBI's taxonomy places the organism in Eukaryota, Metazoa, Chordata, Actinopteri, Pomacentridae. Gene Ontology annotation, molecular function: pyridoxal phosphate binding. Gene Ontology annotation, biological process: GABA catabolic process. The transcript has 17 exons. The coding region runs from base 206 to 1708 and encodes 500 amino acids. The record is from RefSeq and is a predicted model, not a curated record.